Messenger RNA from Saccoglossus kowalevskii, 960 nucleotides. RefSeq lists its product as uncharacterized. NCBI's taxonomy places the organism in Eukaryota, Metazoa, Hemichordata, Enteropneusta, Harrimaniidae. The record is from RefSeq and is a predicted model, not a curated record.
UUGUGGAGGUCAUUCAGAAUCAAAACAAACUAGCGAUUGAAGGCAUGUGGAAGUCUUACAUAGUUCCAUGAUUACAUCGAGUUCAACGAUGUUAACGUUGACUGGGAUUUUGUUUUGGAAGAUGUCCGCUUUUCUGAAGACGAUCUGACACAAGAUACCACUGCCGAUAUUGUUUCUGACAUUCAAAGUCAAGAUGUCCCGAUCACACAUUCGUCUUGUGAAACCACCCACUCAGGAAAUCCAAGACCGAAUAACAGAAAUGAUCAACGAGUGUUUUAUUCAUGCCCGUCAUGCGAUAAAACUUUCAAAAGUGCUAGCGGAUUUAGAGGACAUACUAAGGUUAUCCAUGGUCAAAAUCUAAAAGCAUCUCAAUAUAAAUCGACAAAAGACAUGAACGCCGAUCAGCAAUGUGAAGAUGUACCAGGUUCAAAACACAACCACUCCACCACCAAACAGUCAAAACCCAAGCCAGGUUUCUCCAGGUCUGCUCCUGUCUAUACAGAGCAGAAUUUAAAAGACAAUUUGGCAGAAUUAGUUCAUCUAGCACUAGUGGAAAUGAGAGAAGAUGACAAUCUUAAGGUAAAUGGAAGCGUCAAUGGUCAUGCAGUUGCUGCGAUGGCACAUCAAAUCGCCAGUAAAUUGGGGUCAGGAUUUCUUUCUUUGCCAGAGAAUCUGAUAACUCAACUGUCCGCACAACUAUGGGAAGCAGUGACGUCAGGAGAUAAAGAGAAAACGUAUUCAGCCUACAAUGAACAUGUUUGGACUGGGUUUUAUAAAAUUUUAAUCAACAAAGCCAUGACACAGUCUUUAAUUAAUUUUUGCAAAGUAUGUUUUAUUGAUAAUGCCCAACAUGUACUGUUGUUUCAAACAGUAAGAGUGUUUUUACUGAAUUUAGUCACCAUAUUAGGCUCAAACGAGACAGAACAGACACCUAGCGUGAUGAACACACUGCUUUAUUGA